AUGAAGGUCUUUGGAUUCUUGACCGCCUUGCUGGCAACAGCCAGAGCUCUUGCGGCCAUCUCCCCCGAAGAGAAGCAAGAAUGGGAAAGCUGCACCGACGACCUGAUAUACGCUUACAAUCACGGCGCCGCCAGAGUCGAGAAGCCGUGCGUUUUCUGGGAGUGCCUUGACACAAACACCAACAAGUACCCCCGCGGCGGCGGCAUCACCGCCCCCCCAACAUUAUCAGCAGCGUUAGCCUUGCCAUUAUCCAGUGGCUAG
This is a messenger RNA of Metarhizium brunneum ARSEF 3297, 261 nucleotides long. RefSeq lists its product as uncharacterized. The record is from RefSeq and is a predicted model, not a curated record. Lineage: Eukaryota; Fungi; Ascomycota; Sordariomycetes; Hypocreales; Clavicipitaceae.